AUGAGUGUCAUCGGAAUCAAGAGCUGUAUUUUCUCGGCGACUAGAUACUCCCAUGAAAACGAUAAACCUUCUUCGCUCAAUUCCAUCGGUAAAUCCUCAUUCGAACAAAGAUUCCCCAGAAAUCUGCGCAGCAAAGUUGCUCCAAUUUCCUGCAAAAUCUCGGGGAGUGAAGCUAGAGAGAAUCAAGGAACGAACGGAGUUUCUCUGAGCUCCAAGAACAAGAUGGAAGAUUACAAUACAGCUAUGAAGAGACUGAUGAGGAGCCCAUAUGAGUAUCAUCAUGAUCUGGGCAUGAACUAUACACUGAUAAGAGACGAGCUAAUCGUUGGGUCACAGCCACAGAAACCAGAGGACAUAGAUCACUUGAAGAAAGAAGAGAACGUUGCUUACAUUCUCAACUUGCAGCAAGACAAGGACAUCGAGUACUGGGGAAUCGAUCUGGAUUCCAUUGUCAGUAGAUGUAAAGAUCUCGGAAUCCGUCACAUGAGAAGACCCGCAAAAGACUUUGAUCCGCUUUCGUUAAGAAGCCAGCUUCCAAAAGCUGUUUCUUCAUUGGAAUGGGCUGUUUCUGAAGGUAAAGGAAGAGUCUACGUUCACUGCACAGCCGGAUUGGGGAGAGCUCCGGCGGUUUCGAUUGCUUAUAUGUAUUGGUUCUGUGACAUGAACCUGAACACGGCUUACGACGCGUUGGUGUCGAAGCGGAAAUGUGGGCCUAACAAAGGAGCAAUACGUGGCGCGACGUAUGAUCUGGCGAAGAAGAAUGAUGAGUGGAAAGAGCCGUUUGAGAAUCUCCCUGAGAAUGCGUUCGAGGACGUUGCGGAUUGGGAAAGGAAGUUGAUUCAAGAACGUGUUCGAGCCAUCCGUGGAACCUGA
Messenger RNA from Microthlaspi erraticum, 873 nucleotides. NCBI's taxonomy places the organism in Eukaryota, Viridiplantae, Streptophyta, Magnoliopsida, Brassicales, Brassicaceae. The record is from the annotation of a GenBank genome assembly.